This is a messenger RNA of Effrenium voratum, 2298 nucleotides long. NCBI's taxonomy places the organism in Eukaryota, Dinophyceae, Suessiales, Symbiodiniaceae. The record is from the annotation of a GenBank genome assembly.
AUGAACAAGCCUCACCGUCCCGCCGCGCCGUCCGUUUCAAAGCGUCCCGCGAUCAGCGACAGCGAAGCGCUCGAUUUUCACGCGCGCGGCAGGCCGGGCAAGCUCGAAGUCACGCCCACCAAGCCGAUGGCGACCCAGCGCGACCUGUCGCUGGCCUAUUCGCCGGGCGUCGCCGUCCCCGUCAAGGCGAUCGCCGAACGGCCCGAGGCCGCCUUCGACUAUACCGCGCGGGGCAACAUGGUGGCCGUCAUCUCCAACGGCACGGCGAUCCUCGGCCUGGGCAAUCUCGGCGCGCUCGCCUCAAAACCGGUGAUGGAAGGCAAGGCCGUCCUCUUCAAGCGCUUUGCCGAUGUCGAUUCGAUCGACCUGGAGGUCGACACCGAAGACAUGGACGAGUUCGUCAAUUGCGUGCGCCUGCUCGGCCCGUCGUUUGGCGGCAUCAAUCUCGAGGACAUUCGUGCGCCGGACUGCUUCAUGAUCGAGGACCGGCUGCGCGAGGCCCUCGACAUCCCGGUGUUUCACGACGAUCAGCACGGCACCGCGAUCAUCGCCGCCGCCGGCCUGAUCAACGCGCUGCAUCUGACCGGCCGUGAUCUGCGCGACGUCAAGAUCGUCUGCAAUGGCGCGGGCGCCGCCGCCAUCGCCUGCAUCGAGCUGGUCAAGGCGAUGGGCGUGCCGCACGACAAUGUCAUCCUGUGCGACACCAAGGGCGUUAUCCACCAAGGCAGGGGCACCGGCAUGAACCAGUGGAAGUCCGCCCACGCGAUCGCCACCGACCGGCGGACGUUGGCCGAUGCGAUGGAGGGCGCCGAUGUCUUCUUCGGAUUGUCGGUCAAGGGCGCGCUGACCGCCGACAUGGUGCGGUCGAUGGCCGACAAUCCGAUCAUCUUCGCCAUGGCCAAUCCCGACCCGGAGAUCACGCCCGAAGAGGUCGCCGAAAUCCGCGACGAUGCGAUCAUUGCGACCGGCCGGUCCGAUUAUCCCAACCAGGUCAACAAUGUGCUCGGUUUUCCCUACAUCUUCCGUGGCGCGCUCGAUGUGCAGGCGACGACGAUCAACGACGCGAUGAAGGCCGCCGCGGCCAAUGCCAUUGCCGAACUCGCGCGCGAGGACGUGCCCGACGACGUGGCGAUCGCCUAUGGCGGCACGCGUCCCCGGUUCGGCCCCGGCUACAUCAUUCCCGUCCCGUUCGAUCCCCGCCUGAUUUCGGCGAUCCCGGUCGCGGUGGCGCGCGCCGCGAUGGAAUCGGGUGUCGCGCGCCGGCCCAUCGCCGACUUCGACGCCUAUGCGGUCGAACUGUCCGCGCGCCGCGAUCCCAUCGCCGCCACGCUCCAGCGCAUCUUCGAUCGCGUCCGCCGCAAUCCCAAGCGCAUGUUCUUCACCGAGGCGGAGGAAGAGCAGGUCGUCCGCGCCGCCGUCUCCUACGUCAAUCAGGGGCUCGGAACCGCCAUCCUUCUGGGCCGCGAGAACCUGAUCGCCGAAGCGGCGCGCAAUGCCGGCGUCGAUCUGGAACGCGACGACAUCGAGAUCGUCAAUGCGCGCCUGUCGAACCGCGCCGCCGCCUAUGCGGACCAUCUCUACGAGCGUCUGCAGCGCGACGGUUACCUGUUCCGCGACUGCCUGCGGAUGGUCAAUAACGACCGCAACAUCUUCGCCGCCACCGCCGUCGCGCUCGGCGAUGCCGACGGCAUGGUCACCGGUGUCACCCGAAACUACGCCACCGCGCUCAGCGACGUUCGGCGCGUCAUCGACGUGCGGCCCGGCCACCGUGUCGUCGGCGUUUCGCUGGCGCUGUGCCGCGGGCGCACGGUGCUGGUCGCCGACACGGCGGUGCACGACAUGCCGACCGCCGAGGAACUUGCCGACAUCGCCGAGGAGGCGGCCGGCAUGGCCCGCAAGCUCGGCUAUGAACCGCGCGUGGCUAUGCUGGCCUAUUCGACCUUCGGCCAGCCGCAGAGCGAACGCUCCAAUUCCGUGCGCGAUGCCGUGCGCAUGCUCGACAAGCGGCGCGUCGAUUUCGAGUAUGACGGCGAGAUGGCCGCCGAUGUCGCGCUCAACGCCGAACUGAUGGCGCAAUAUCCGUUCUGCCGGCUGUCGGCGCCGGCCAAUGUUCUGGUCAUGCCGGCGUUUCACUCGGCCUCGAUUGCCACCAAGAUGCUGCAGGAACUGGGCGGCUCGACCGUGAUCGGUCCGCUUCUCGUCGGGCUCAACAAGUCCGUUCAGAUCGUUUCGCUGAACGCGCGCGAUGCGGACAUCGUCAACAUGGCCGCGAUCGCCGCCUACAAUGCCGGCGGAUGA